AUGGCGGAGGAGAAUCAAGAAGAAAACCCAAAACUGAAACCAAUAAAAAAAGCACCACACUUUGUGCUAAUACACGGCAUGAGCUUAGGUUCAUGGUGUUGGUACAAGGUCAAGUGUCUCAUGGAAGUCUCUGGCUUCGCCGUCACUUGCAUCGACCUCAAAUCCUCCGGCAUCGAUUCUUCCUCCGCUGAUUCUCUCACAUCCUUCGACCAAUACAAUCAACCACUCAUUGACUUCCUUUCCUCCUACCCCGAACAAGAACAGGUGAUACUAGUGGGUCACAGUGCAGGAGGGCUAAGCGUAACGAGUGCGAUACACAGAUUCCCUAAGAAGAUCUGUCUUGCUGUUUAUGUCGGAGCUACGAUGCUUAAAUUCGGAUUUCAGACCGAUCAAGAUUUGAAAGAUGGAGUGCCUGAUCUAUCAGAACAUGGUGAUGUCUAUGAGCUCGGUUUCGGUUUAGGACCCGAAAAUCCUCCGACCAGUGCUCUUAUCAAACCCGAAUUUCGACGUGAACUCCUUUACCACAUGAGUCCUCAACAGGAAUGUGCGUUGGCUGCGUUGAUGAUGAGACCAGCUCCGCUUCUGGCGCUCACAACAGCAAAAGUGGAAGAAGAGGAGGAGGAGAAUGACAUGGCGCACGUGCCACGCGUGUACAUGAAGACGUUGCACGACCGGGUGAUGAAACCGGAGCAGCAAGACGCCAUGGUUAAACGGUGGCCACCGAGCCAAACUUACGAAUUGGAUACCGACCAUUCUCCUUUCUUCUCUAAUCCUUUUGUUCUCUUCGGUUUACUCAUCAAAGCUGCCGUUUCUAUGGGUUCUAUCUAA
Molecule: messenger RNA, 828 nt
Organism: Microthlaspi erraticum
Lineage: Eukaryota; Viridiplantae; Streptophyta; Magnoliopsida; Brassicales; Brassicaceae
Source: the annotation of a GenBank genome assembly